Molecule: messenger RNA, 1322 nt
Organism: Folsomia candida
Lineage: Eukaryota; Metazoa; Arthropoda; Collembola; Entomobryomorpha; Isotomidae
Product: heparan sulfate 2-O-sulfotransferase pipe
Exons: 11
Coding region: 154-1317 (387 amino acids)
Cellular component (GO): membrane
Molecular function (GO): sulfotransferase activity
Source: RefSeq, a predicted model, not a curated record
AACUGCACUGCACGGCUUCAUCUUGACUUCUCUUCUUUACUUUCUGCAAACAUAACUGUUUCUUUUAUGGGUUUGCUAAUUUUUCUUCGCUCAUAGCGAUAAUAUUAUAUUUAUGUACACUUUGUACAGGUGUCGGCACUCUAGUCUAAAUAUAUGGUGCUUCUACGUCUAAAAAGUCAGCAUUCUGCUCUCUAUUUUAUCAUCUAUCGAUUUAUAAUGAUUAAGAAACAUCGAAUAUUGUCAAUUUUGCGUGGGUGGAGGCUGGAUCUCAUCGCCUUUGCCUCUGUGUCCACAUCAAUUUUUCUUUUUAUCCAUACACAAACGCUACACGCUAAAAUAAAUGCAAUUCAAGAGAGUAAUAAUAAAUUAUCUUUGAAAGAAGAUUCAGAUCUCCAUGCAGAAGAAUCGGUGCAACAGAUUCAGUUUACUUUACCAGAUCAACAGUAUUCGCCCACACUUCUCAAUAAUACAAGACACGCUCAAAAGUCGACGUUGUUCUUUAAUCGAGUCCCAAAAGUUGGUUCUCAGACGUUGAUGGAUUUAAUUAGCAAAUUGGCAGUUCGCAAUGGAUUUGAGUUUCAUCGGGACGGGACGCAAAAAGUGGAAACUAUAAAACUUAGCUAUUAUGAAGAGAGUCGCCUCACUACAAUGAUUGAUAUGUUUACACCACCUUCCGCAUAUGUCAAGCAUACAUGCUUUUCUAAUUUUACUAGGCACGGCUAUCCUAUGCCAAUCUACAUGAAUAUUGUCCGAGAUCCGAUCGAACGCGUGAUUUCGUGGUUUUACUACAUCCGUGCUCCGUGGUAUAUUAUCGAGCGGAAACAGGCCUUUCCGGAAUUGCCUUUGCCUCAUCCAAAGUGGCUAAAAAAGGACUUUGAUAGUUGCGUUUUGGAAGGCGAUCGGGAGUGUCAAUUCUUACAGGGUGAAUAUCAUGACGGCGUGGGUGAUCACAGAAGACAAGCCAUGUUCUUUUGUGGCCAUGAGGAGGAGUGUGUCUCGUUCAACUCUAACUAUGCCCUUCAAAAGGCGAAAUCCAAUGUUGAACAGCACUACGCCGUUGUUGGCGUCUUGGAAGAAUUGGAAUUGAGUUUACAAGUACUUGAGAAAUAUGUCCCAUUGUUUUUUAACGGUGCAUUGGAUGUUUACAGAGCUCAUGCAACGCCCCACAUAAACAGAAACAUUUAUAAACCUCCAGUUUCACCGGAAGUGAAACGCCUCUUGAGACAAAACUUUACAAGGGAAAUUGAAUUUUAUGAGUUUUGCAAACAAAGAUUACAUGCUCAGUAUGCGGCAUUAGCGCAGAAUAAAAUAAUCUAAAGAUA